Spodoptera exigua (beet armyworm) is the source of this 2451-nucleotide messenger RNA. Lineage: Eukaryota; Metazoa; Arthropoda; Insecta; Lepidoptera; Noctuidae. The record is from the annotation of a GenBank genome assembly.
AUGAUCCGAUUUAAGAACAAUAAUCGUGAUGACGCUAAAUCAGCAUCUCUUCACCUGUCCCGAGAUUCAGAUACCUCUUUAAUGGAUGAUGGUAACAAUAAUUCCGACAUAGUGGAGCGUCGGCAAGAGAAGAUCCAUCGACAUCUGAAGUCGAGAAGUCUGGAUAGCAGGAGGUCUACGAAAACGCUGACACCAUCAAGUAGCCAACAUGGUGCUACUUUGAAACCAUUUUUCCCAGCAGCCCUCGUCUCAAAUUUGACUAAGAACUCAUUGGAAAUAUUGGAAUGUACUCUAACGAUGAGACAAAGCGCCACACAUGUAACCAGACUGAACACACGACUCAUCGAGUCGAUGGCUGGCGGAGAAAUGGCGUUUAUGAGCAGGAUGUUGGCAAUGGGAGCCAGCCCUAAUGCAACUUGCCGACUGAAUCACAUAUCGGUGUGCCACCUCGCAGCCAUGCAAAAUACUGACGUCUUGGAGUUACUCCUCAAGCACGGAGCUGAUGUCUCUAGAGCUGAUAAGGAGGGCAGGACGCCCCUGCACUUUGCUGCAUGGGAGGGAAACGCCAAACAGAUAGCUUUGAUACUCAACUUCCCUGAAGAUCUAAGGAAACGCAUUGUAAAUUGCGUUCCAUUGUCAUCGGAAUUGGUUGGGCAGAUAAGGUAUCACAGUACACCAGUGCAUCCGCUCACGAACAUGGCUUGCAACCCUAACGUAGAGAAGACACUUGAUGUAAACUGGAGCGAUGGAAUGGAACACAAUUGCAGGAAUAUCAAAGACAUGCUACCACCAUUCCAGAAUGAAAAGACAAAACAUGGAUGGUGCCAUGGAUGGACAGCGUUACACGCAGCUUGCGCUCGUGCCCAACACCAUUGUGUAGAACUCUUAAUUGCUGCGGGAGCUAAUGUAAACGCUCAAGAUGCGCUUUACAGGACUCCACUUGAUGUUGUCGGCUAUGCCUACUAUAUGGGGCACAAAAUUGAAGAAAAGGACUUUAAAUCAACGAUAAAUCUGCUUCUGACUUCUGGAAAACAAAUACAAAAACGAAGAUGUAGUCUCAGUUUUAAUUCUAUUGACACUCCCUUGCACACGGCAGUUGAGCUUGAAAGUGAGGCUUCGGUUGAGCAGUUGCUUCUGAGUGGAGCCUCUGCCACAGGUUGGAAUAGUGAAGGGUCCACUGCCAUGCAUAUCUGCGUCAAGAGACGAAACAAGGAACUUUUGCAGUUACUAGCAGAUUUUAAAUACAGCAAUGAAGAUCCCUAUUUGGCAACAAUAGAUGUGAAGAAUAAACAGGGUUUUACUGUACUCUAUGCUGCAAUCAAAGAAGGCUGGACUCAAGGCGUAUGCAUUGCUCUCGGAGCAAAAGCCAGCAUUAUUUUGAAGGCAAAUGGAGAUUCAGCCAUUCAUAUAGCAGCACAAGUGGGUAACAUUGAUAUUCUACAGCAGAUAGUAGCUAUUGCAAAAUUAACAAAUACUCUUGACUUUCGUAAUGAAAAAGGGGAGACGGCCCUUUUUAAAGCGAUCAGUCAUAAUCAAUUACACGUUCUCAAAAUACUUCUUUCCUCCGGCUCUAAUAUAGAACUGAAAACUGCUAUGGACACUAACGUUUUUCAUCUAGCAGCUAAACAUGGGAAUGAGGAUAUAUUGGAAUAUUUACUUGAAUAUAAUCCACAAGUAACAGCCAGGUUGAUAAACAAGUUUGAUAAUCUCGGCCCACCAUUGUUUUAUGCCGUCAGCAAUAAUCACACUGUAUGUGCAGAACUACUUAUUUCUAAAGGCGCACAAGAAAUAGUGUUUGUCAAAAUGAAAAGCAAGAGGUACCUUAUCUGUUGGGAGACAUGGUUGAAAAUCGGUUAUAUAACGCUGGCGGUUUUCUUACCUCGAAUUGUAUCAUGGGAGACAAAGACCAGUCCAGAAUGGGCGCGUCUUGUCGCCACAUUCGCUUUACUGUUUUCCUGGUUCGAAAUGAUGUUCUUACUCUCCAGAUUCCCUGACUGGGGAUAUUAUGUUUUGAUGUUUGGUAAAGUUGCAAGUAAAGUCUUAAAGAUUUUACUAUCUUUCGUUUUCUUAGUAUUCGGUUUCUCCGUGAGCUUCAUGAUACAUUUCCAUGCCAAGCCUCCGUUCGAGGGUCCCAUGGGUGCUUUCGUCACAACGUUGGUCAUGAUGACAUCAGAAUUUGAUUAUAAUGACUCUUUGAGAGCGCCGAUAUUGACAAAUGUGAGCAUCACGGCCGCUACGAAUUAUGGAAGGGCCCUACAUAAGUUCGGUGUGCUGUCACAAAUGUACAUCAAGGAAGUGAAUCCGCUAGAAGAAAUAAUGAUUUUACGAAUCCAUACUAAAAAAAAUGAAAUCAUGAUGGCGCCCGACAAUGAGUUCAACAUAAUAGUAAUACAACAUGCCCGAACUCGUCUCAAAUUGAAAGACAAGAAAGGAAAAGAUAAAACUAAAUGA